AGCGACCUGUCUGAAGUCCCACAGUGAGGAGGACGGAGAGCAGACAAGAUGGACAAACUUCUUCUGCUCAUCAUGGCUGCAUCAGGGCUGAGUGCUGUCUCAUCAGCUGCUGGACUUCAGUACUAUUUUGUUUAUGACAGGAAGAACUUUACUGAAGCCCAAAGAUACUGCAGAGAGAAACACACAGACCUGGUCACUGUAGACAGCAUGGAGGUUAUGAAGAUCCUGACCAACACGGCAGAUUUAGACAACAUGUUCUACUCCAACAACAGCUACAGAGCCUGGAUAGGACUGUCCGGUGGCAGCUGGAGGUGGUCACUGUCAGACCCAAGUUUCUACAAACCCGGGGAGACAGAUUUCAGACGAUGGUACCCUGGACGACCAAACACUGGAGACAGUGGACAAAUCUGCACAGCGAUGGGUUCUGAUGGACUCUGGUACGACCACAGUUGUGACAUCAUGCAUCAUCCAAUCUGCGCAGAUGUCAGAGCCUGA
Molecule: messenger RNA, 495 nt
Organism: Perca fluviatilis (European perch)
Lineage: Eukaryota; Metazoa; Chordata; Actinopteri; Perciformes; Percidae
Product: asialoglycoprotein receptor 1-like
Exons: 4
Coding region: 49-495 (148 amino acids)
Source: RefSeq, a predicted model, not a curated record